AUGGAUGAGGAGAGGAAGAGGAACGGGGUGGCAUAUCUGUCGGAGGUGUACAAUGCUUCGCUCAAGGCGGGAAUCGACUCUCCAAAUAGAGCGGGUCAAUUCAGAAACAACAGAGAAGGGGAAGGGACACAGAGCUCGCAGAUGGGAACAGACAGAUUAAGGACAGGUGAAUAUCACCGGCGGGGAGAAGGGAUUGCUGAAGUGGCUGCACAGGGAGGAGGGCUGCAAGAGGAAAGGAAUCUUCAAAUCCCCCUGGUUUCACCAUCAGGAGAAUUGACUUGGAGUCUCAAAAUAGAGAAGAACAUGAGAAUCAAGGGAGAAUGA
Molecule: messenger RNA, 324 nt
Organism: Linum trigynum
Lineage: Eukaryota; Viridiplantae; Streptophyta; Magnoliopsida; Malpighiales; Linaceae
Source: the annotation of a GenBank genome assembly